Messenger RNA from Sorex fumeus (smoky shrew), 835 nucleotides. It is a transcript of the gene MSANTD1, whose product is annotated as Myb/SANT DNA binding domain containing 1. Gene Ontology annotation, biological process: positive regulation of DNA-templated transcription. Gene Ontology annotation, cellular component: nuclear body. The coding region runs from base 5 to 799 and encodes 264 amino acids. The transcript has 4 exons. NCBI's taxonomy places the organism in Eukaryota, Metazoa, Chordata, Mammalia, Eulipotyphla, Soricidae. The record is from RefSeq and is a predicted model, not a curated record.
CGCCAUGCAGCUGUGCCAAGGUGCCUCCGGUAUGGCUGCGGCCGAGGUGCCCGGCUACCUGGUGUCUCCCCAGGCGGAGAAGCACCGGCGGGCGCGCAACUGGACGGAUGCAGAGAUGCGCGGCCUCAUGCUGGUCUGGGAGGAGUUCUUCGAGGAGCUGAAGCAGACCAAGCGCAACGCACGCGUCUACGAGAAGAUGGCCAGCAAGCUGCUGGAGAUGACGGGUGAGCGGCGGCUGGGAGAGGAGAUCAAGAUCAAGAUCACCAACAUGACCUUCCAGUACAGGAAGUUAAAGUGCAUGGCAGACAGCGAGUCCGUCCCGCCCGACUGGCCCUAUUACCUCGCCAUCGACAGGAUCCUGGCCAAGGUGCCUGAGUCCUAUGACGGUAAACUGGCUGACAGCCAGCAGCCCGGGCCCUCCACAUCCCAGACCGAGGCCUCCCUGUCACCCUCCGCCAAAUCCACCCCUGUGUACGUGCCAUACAAGCAGUGCUCAUACGAGGGCCGCUGCCAGGACGCCGGCUCCGACUCCUCCAGCUCACUCUCCCUCAAGUUCAGGUCGGAUGAGCGGCUGCUGAAGAAGCGCAAGGCGCCAGGCUGCCCCCUGCAGAGGAAGAAGCUGCGGGUGCUGGAGGCCAUGCUGGACGAGCAGCGCAAGCUCAGCCGUGCAGUGGAGGAGACGUGCCGUGAGGUGCGCCGCGUGCUGGAUCAGCAGAACCUGCUGCAGGUGCAGAGCCUCCAGCUGCAGGAGCGCAUGAUGAGCCUGCUGGAGCGCAUCAUCGCCAAGUCCAGCGCGUGAGCGGCCUGGAGCACGACAGCACCAGGCCCAGUGCUC